Messenger RNA from Protomyces lactucae-debilis, 2069 nucleotides. RefSeq lists its product as uncharacterized. The transcript has a single exon. The coding region runs from base 485 to 1924 and encodes 479 amino acids. The record is from RefSeq and is a predicted model, not a curated record. NCBI's taxonomy places the organism in Eukaryota, Fungi, Ascomycota, Taphrinomycetes, Taphrinales, Protomycetaceae. Gene Ontology annotation, molecular function: N,N-dimethylaniline monooxygenase activity; flavin adenine dinucleotide binding; NADP binding.
CACACAUGUGGCGUGGCACUAUGAAGGAGGCGGGCGUCAAUACUGUGACAGGAUGACAAGGCGAGAAACACAUUUUGAUGAGCGAGCUCGCUGCUCCUUCUCAUGCGUGCUUUGGUAUUGAGGAGUAUCAUGAUGCAUUGGCAGGGCAGCAUAUAUGAUAUAUGUGAUGAUUGCCAGUGCUGUGUCAUCUGAGUGUGUCCUGUGAGCCUCGGCCAUUCCCCACAGUGAGCAGCGAGCAAUGGCCCAGUGCCAGACCCUGCCAGACUGCCAGUGCGCGCUCGGUCUAAUUCGCUCAAGAAGCGUGGGCGGCCCAAUUGAAACAAGGCGGCGGCUGCUCUCACUGGAGUCACUGCCUCAGGCCUCGGGCGACUGCACUCGGAGCCGGCCAAACCUGAGACUCGAAGUCGAGUGACUUGCUGAGCUGAUAAGUACUCACUCACCUGCUCAACAGAUCUCGUCAACACAACCAUCCCCACUACUCACCAUGGCCUCCGCUUCAGACUACGAUGUGAUUGUCGUUGGCGCUGGCAUCAGCGGCAUCAAUGCAGGGUACCGCCUGCAAACAGAAAUCAAGGGAUGCAACUACACAAUCCUUGAAGCGCGCGACGUACUCGGCGGAACCUGGUCGCUCUUCAAGUACCCAGGCGUGCGCUCAGACUCCGACUUGUUUACCUUCGGUUUCCCUUGGAAGCCUUGGGGUGGCAAGACUCGUUUUGCGCAGGGUGACGAGAUUGUCUCGUACAUGACUGAGGCGGCUGAAGAAUACGGCAUUGACAAGCGCAUUCAGUAUGGCACGAGUGUCAAGGCACUCAACUGGAACUCUGAAAAGUCCGUCUGGAGUGUCUCUGUGGAGAAGAACGGCAAGCGCUCCGUGCAGACUGCCAACUUCCUUGUGCUCGGCACUGGCUACUACGACUACAAGUCGCCUCUUGAGACUGAGAUUCCGGGCAUCAAGAAUUUCGACGGUACCGUUGUACACCCACAAUUCUGGCCAGAAGACCUCGACUAUGCAAACAAGAAGGUCGUGAUUAUCGGUAGCGGCGCAACAGCAGUGACCAUCCUACCAAAUAUGGCCGAGAAGGCAAAACACGUCACCAUGUUGCAGCGUUCGCCCGGGUAUGUCAUGACAUUGCCCAAUGCAAAGAAGGAGUUGCCGCGCUUUGUGCCAAGUGGACUUCGUUGGGGCUACGACUACUUCCGCUACCUGAUAUUGCCUUAUGUUUUCUUCACAUUCUGCCGCACCUUCCCUAAUGCUGCCCGCAAGAUUAUCCGUGCAGCGACAACCAAGGCUCUGCCAAAGAAUGUGCCGCACGACCCGCACUUCAAUCCAUCUUACAACCCAUGGGAGCAGCGUCUAUGCAUGUCCCCCGACGGUGACUUUUUCCAGUCUAUGCACUCUGGCAAAGCCAAUGUCGUUACUGGCAAGAUUCAAACUGUCACGAAGAACGGCAUUACGCUGGAGAAUGGCGAGAAGUUGGAUGCAGACAUCAUCAUCACGGCAACAGGUCUCAAAUUGUUGAUGGCAGGCGGUGCUGCGAUUUCCUUGGACAAUAAGCCACUUGAAAUUCCUGAGAAGUUUCUGUGGCGUGGUAUGAUGCUGCAAGAUUGCCCGAACCUCGCUGUUGUUCUCGGCUACACGAAUGCUUCUUGGACGUUGGGCGCAGACUGUACUGCGCUCGUGGUCACACGACUCCUCAAAGCCAUGCGUGAGCGUGGACAAAAGGCAGUGACGCCUCACGUGGAGGAUCCCGCAAGUUUGACACCUUCGAGCGUCUUCAACUUGUCUUCAACCUACGUCACAAAGAACAGAUCUAUCCUGCCCAAGGCAGCUGAUUCUGGGCCUUGGAAGGCGAGGUCAAAUUACUUCAAGGACUACGCCUUUGCGUCCUUUGGCACUCUUUCUGAGGGUCUCAUUUUUAGCUAGUAGUCCUUAUUGAUCUUCACAGUUGAGUAAUACCGUAGACGGGUUCAUUCAUUCAGUCUUCUUGGAAGGAAUUGUUCGAAAGCGGUCCAACGACGCGUCCUCUGACUAGAGACCAUAGGUAGGCUCCUCUGAGUCGGUCUCAAUC